Paramuricea clavata is the source of this 397-nucleotide messenger RNA. NCBI's taxonomy places the organism in Eukaryota, Metazoa, Cnidaria, Anthozoa, Malacalcyonacea, Plexauridae. The record is from the annotation of a GenBank genome assembly.
AUGAAAAACGCUGGUACCAUUGAUGAACUGAACGCAGGACUGCAACAGCCGUCCAUUGGAAAAAUUUUAGACGCACAAGGGUCGCUUCCAUCGGCUUCCAGCGUUAGUGAAAAACACCGCAUCUGUGAUCUUCUGGUUCGCCAUAUCCUCAUCGAUUCCGUGCAGUUUUUGAUAAACGAUAUGAGAGAAGGUCUUGAAACGCUUGGCGUGCUGCAAGCGAUUCAAAGAAACCCGGAAAAAUUUAGAGAAUUGUUCAUUAAAGAAUACUUGCCGAAGUUAGACGCAGAAAUUGUUGAUCUGCUUUUCGUCCCAAAACUUGCGGAGGAAGGCUCAAACAAGCGGGCAGCGCAAGAGCAAGCAAUAGUGUACUGGCGUGACUAUUUGCAAGAUUGCAUGG